Messenger RNA from Linum tenue, 633 nucleotides. The record is from the annotation of a GenBank genome assembly. NCBI's taxonomy places the organism in Eukaryota, Viridiplantae, Streptophyta, Magnoliopsida, Malpighiales, Linaceae.
AUGUACUCAGUGUGUUUGCUGAGCAGGUUUAUGGAGUCUCCUACGAGACAGCACCUUCUUGCAGUUAAAAGAAUUUUAAGGUAUUUGAAAGGGACAGCAGUGUAUGGAAUUUGGUACAAAAGAUUUGAAGAGGAAGAUCAAUUGUUGGGUUACACAGAUAGUGACUAUGCAGGGGAUCUUGAUGACAGGAAGAGUACUUCUGGUUAUGUAUUUUUCCUUGCAGGUGGUGCCAUUUCAUGGUCUUCAAAGAAACAGCCAGUUGUCACCCUUUCAACUACAGAAGCUGAGUUUGUAGCUGCUUCCUAUUGUGCUUCUCAGUGUGUUUGGCUUCGAAGAGUGUUGGAACAGAUGAAUUGGAAGAGCUGUGUAAGAGGAGCAACAAGAAUCAUGUGUGACAAUAGCUCGGCAAUCAAGCUUUCGAAGAAUCCAGUGUUGCAUGGUCGAAGUAAACACAUUGAUGUUAGAUUUCACUUUCUAAGAGAACUUGCAAAGGAAGGAGUGGUCGAACUGCAACAUUGUGGAACAAGUGAUCAGGUUGCGGAUAUUAUGACCAAGCCACUCAAGUUGGAUGAUUUUAUGCUUCUGCGAAAUCGGCUUAGAGUCUAUGAUGGUGCUGAGUUAGAGUUGAACUGA